Molecule: messenger RNA, 3646 nt
Organism: Linum trigynum
Lineage: Eukaryota; Viridiplantae; Streptophyta; Magnoliopsida; Malpighiales; Linaceae
Source: the annotation of a GenBank genome assembly
CCGAGACUUGUAACUAAUGAAAUACCAAAGCUCAAACCUUUUUGCUUCGCUUAAAAUUCAAGCACACAAAAUACUGUUGCCAUUUUCCUAUCAAUCAACCCUGGAAUACAACACCAAGAAAUUCACAAGGGAAAAGAAGAGAGAAAAAUCACUGUAAGAGUUAGAGAUAGAGAGAGACAGAGGAAAAAAAAUCAAAGCUCUUUUCUUGGCACUGUGAGCUGCUCGGUAUUUCUUUCAUCUGGGCAGUUAAUUAACUGCCUAAUACAGUUUGCCGCCCUUACUAUCUGGUUGCGGUUUGUAAGGACUAAGGAGACAAAAGGACAAAAGAGAGGGUUUUGUUUUGCUACGUUUGAGUAAUCUCCAGGGGCAAAGGGUUGCCUCACGCUUUUCUCUUUGCCCUUUUUGGGUUCCCUAAGCAGAAAGUAGAGUGUAGUAUAGCUUUUUGGGUUCUGGCAGGCAGAUAGAUCCAACCAUUGCUACUUUCUGGUAAAUUUUCCCUUUCUUCUCCUAUACCGUCAAAAUUGUUUCUUUUCACAUUCUUGCUCUUUGGGUUUGCUUGUGGUUGCGGUUUUGGUACUUGGGUUUUUGCUUAAAGUUGAGUUGUGGAGAUCUGAAAGAAGUUCAUUUGUGUUUUGGAUUGUUCGGUGCAGGGAAAGAUAGAUAAUGGAGCGUCCCAAAGGAUUCUUCUCUACACUCUGGUCAUUCAUAAUCUUUCUCCCUAUCUUCAUUGGACUGCUCAUUCUGGGUAUCAUCAAGGGUGUCAUUUUGUGCCCAGUGAUCCUCAUUUUCAUGUUGAUUGGAAACUUUGGUAUCAUAUUGAGCCUCUGGCCCUUUCAUUUCUACUGGACAUACUAUUCCAUUUUGAGAUCUAGACAACUGGGACCAUUUGUGAAGCUUCUUCUUUGCAUUUGCUUACCGACCGUCUUAAUUUUAUGGCCGGUGUUGGGCUUUGCUGGAAGCAUUGUCGGUGGAGCAUUAUAUGGCUUACUCUCACCAAUAUUUGCCACUUUUGAUGCUAUUGGAGAAGGGAAGAGCGAUAAGUUCUAUCACUGCUUCGUUGAUGGAACUAUAGACACCGUGAGUGGUUGUUUCACCAUUAUAAGAGACUUUGGUGAUGUGUGCUAUCAUUCUUAUUCCUCACUCAUGGAUGAUCUUCAAAAGAAAGGUUCUGAAGAUGGAAAGUACUAUGAGAUCAGACUGCUUCAGCUCCCUGGUGCUCUAAUUGCUGGUGUGCUAGGUGUCUUGCUCGACUUCCCCAUGGUCUCUUUCAUAGCCUUAUGCAAGAGCCCGUAUAUGUUGUUUAAAGGAUGGCAUCGUCUGUUUCAUGACCUUGUUGGUAGAGAAGGCCCUUUCUUGGAAACAAUAUGUGUCCCAUUUGCUGGUCUUGCUAUCUUGCUCUGGCCACUGGCUGUUGCUGGAGCUGUCUUGGGAUCCAUGGUGUCGAGCAUCUUUCUCGGUGCUUAUGCUGCUGUGAUUGUUUAUCAGGAGUCCUUUUGCUAUGGACUUCGAUACGUUGCAGCAUCGUUAGCCAUCUAUGAUGAGUACAGUAAUGACAUUCUUGACUUGCCAGAAGGAUCUUGCUUUCCCAGGCCGCAGUACAGGAAGAAAUCCGAAGGUACUUCACGCUCGGCCUCAUUAACGAGGCCCGCUUCAUCGUUCAAGAAAUCUUUCUCGCGCACCAUUUCAUUCACUGGCCCUCUGGUUGAUGUGAAGCCAUUUGAGCUCCUCGAGAGCUGGUUUCAGAAUUGCCAGGUCCAUGGGGAGAAAUUUUUAUCCGAAGGACUGAUAACUCAGGAAGAUGUCGAAGAUGCCAAGUCUGGUAAAGGAAGUCGAGUAAUUAGCACUGGGUUGCCAACUUACUGCCUUCUGCAAGCUUUGUUGAGAUCUGCCAAGGCUAACUGUGCAGGCAUUUUGUUGAGUGAUAAUGUGACCGAGAUAACAAGCACAAACAGGCCGAGAGAUGCCUUCUUCGACUGGUUUCUUAACCCAUUCUUGGUCAUCAAAGACCAGCUUAAAGCCCAGAACCUGUCCGAGUCAGAAGAGGAUUACCUCUGCAAGUUAGUGCUGUUGAAUGGUGAUCCUGUCAAGUUGAAAACUUCAUAUAUCGGGCCACCACCUGAGACUGAGAGAAAGCGUGCUGAACUCGAUGCACUGGCUAGAAGGCUACAAGGUAUUGUGAAAUCGAUCUCAAGGUUCCCAACGGCUAGGAGGAACUUCCAGAACCUUGUCAACAACCUAUCAGAGCAUCUUGCCAGGAAGAGUGGCAAUGGUAAUGGUCGAAGGAAGUUUGCUCGAUCAAAGAGUGCAUUCGCCAGGAUCUUCAGCCAGAGAUCUGUUGUUAAUGGGAAGCCAAGUUUCAGUCACAGUUCUGAUUCGGAUUCUCAACAGGCUUCUGCUUCUAAGGAGGUAGAGAUUGUAUGAUGGAUGACCAUGAUGGGGUUAGCUGAUAAAUAACCAUACAUAAUUAGUCAACCUGUUAACUGUAUAUUUCUUCAUGGGUGCUUCAGAAAAUUUUAUUCAGACUUGUUUCAUUAUGGUUCCAGCCAAGCUACUAACCCUUGUGUUUUGAUUAGGAGAGGCAACAUAAAUGCAGAUAUUGUAGAUAGAUUAGUUUACCCCUCUCUCUCUCUCUCUACUGUUUUCUGAAUGUAACAAAAUACUAUGUUGUAAAAGUCAAACUAUUUGAAACAGAUUUGAGGACAGACAAUGCAAGCUUCAUUACCAUGUUCCAGCUUUGGAUGCUAAGAUUUAGCACCUUUUCUCAUCAUUUUUGCUUUUUCAUGGGAUUAAUGCUAAUUUUGGCUAGGGAUGGCAAUUUCGACCUGACCUGAUUUACCCGACCUGUUUGACCUCUUUUGGGUGGGUCAAACCCGCCCCGUAGGCGGGGCGGGGCGGGCAUGGGUAUAUCUCAUCGACCCGACCUGUCCUGACCUGCCCCAUUCUCGACCCGUUCUUGCCUAAAUUACAUAUAAUCUUAGUCAAAUUACUUAAGAUUUUCCUCUUAUUACAUUAUAUUUUAGCUAUAAUAAAGUUGUAAAUAAGUGAAAACCUCAAUUUCUUCAAUAAUUUAAUUACAUUUUAUCAUAUUAUGGUUUCUUUCUUGGUCUUUCAAUGAAAAGAACGAAUAUUUCUAAUGUUUUUCACAUAAAUUACAUACCCAUUGGAUCGACCUGCCCCGACCCGCGGCCCGUGAUAAAUUACCCGACCUGGACCCGACCUGCCAUGAGACGGGUAUGGGUAUCGAGAUACCCGCCCCGGACCUGCCCAUUGUCAUUCCUAAUUUUGGCUCCUUGAACUCAAUACUUUCUCUAAUGAACCCUUGAACUUUGCCUUUCACUUAAUUUGCCCACAAAGUUGGUGGCUUUUCCAACACCCGUAUUUAUUUUAAUAAAAUUUAACUGAGUUUAUGUUUAGACGUUGCCCUAGUUCGAUUAAUAACUUCGGUAUCGAGAAAGUUCGAAUCACCCUUAAGCCAGUUUAAUGAAGGGUUUAGUGAGAUGAACGAGUUGCUUACUUUGAGUGUCAAUGGUUGGAGUUGCUGGCUAGGCUCGUGGAGCCUACACUUUAUGAUGAAUUCUCUUAACUUUGAUGGAAAUGAUCGAGCUAUGAAUAAAAUGAACUCAUUCUAUAAAAUAAAUUAAAGUUA